Lactuca sativa (garden lettuce) is the source of this 342-nucleotide messenger RNA. RefSeq lists its product as uncharacterized. The record is from RefSeq and is a predicted model, not a curated record. NCBI's taxonomy places the organism in Eukaryota, Viridiplantae, Streptophyta, Magnoliopsida, Asterales, Asteraceae.
AUGGACGACUACAUGAGAAUGUCUAAAAGAACCGCAAGGGAGAGUUUGUAUACAAUGUCAAUGGGUGUUGUUGAAACAUUUGGAGACAUGUAUUUGCGGAAACCUUCAUUGCGUGAUUUGCAAGAAUUGUAUGCGACGCAUGAACAACGCCAUGGGUUUCCCGGAAUGAUCGAAAGCAUUGAUUGCGAGUUCCAACAACGACAUGGAAUAUAUAUUCAGUAUUCCACAUUCAUGAAGUUAUUCCGACACCCGGUUGAAGAAAGAGACAAAUUUUUUAAGAGAAGACAAGAAAGAGCGGGUAAGGAUGUGGAACGUGCUUUUGGAGUGCUGAAGGCGAAGUGA